Effrenium voratum is the source of this 1020-nucleotide messenger RNA. NCBI's taxonomy places the organism in Eukaryota, Dinophyceae, Suessiales, Symbiodiniaceae. The record is from the annotation of a GenBank genome assembly.
CCUGCCGCGUGGGGGGCCAGUGGCAAGUGGCGGCGGCGCUGCUCGGGUCAAUGGCAGCAAAGCGACUGCGGCUGAAUGUGAUCACCUACAGUGCAGCCAUGAGUGUCUGUGAGAUGUCGGGGCUGUGGCAGCUGGCGCUUCACCUCUUGCAGGAGUGCCAACGCGCCGUGGGGGCCAACGUGGUGGCCUGCAACGCCGCCAUCAGCGCCUGUGAGAAGGCGGAGCAGUGGCAGCGUGCCCUGUUGCUGCUGCAGCUGCUGCUGACCGAAGGUGUUGCCACCACUGUGAGCUUUAACGCCUGCAUCAGCGCCUGUGAGAAGGCGGGCCAGUGGAAGCAGGCGCUGCUGAUUUUGAAGAGGUUGGAGGAGUCGCCAAUUCUGCCUUCAGUGAUCAGCUUCAACGCCGCCUGCGGCGCCUGUGCCAACGCCCGGCGCUGGAGGGCGGCGCUACAGACGCUGCGGCGGAUUCGAGGCAGCGGCUUGCGGCCCAAUGAGGUGAGCUUCAACACGGCCCUGUGCUGCUCGGGCUGGCGCUUGGUCCUGGUCCUGCAGGAGAUGAUCACCUCAGAGGGGAUUCGCCGCUCGGCGCUGACCUUCGAGACGCUCAGCGCCUCGCUCGCGCCGCCGUGCGUGGGCGCCGUCGGUGCCUGGCGCUGGGCGGUGCGGCUGCUGCCGCAGAAGCCCAGCCCCGUGAUGCUGAGGUACUGCGUCGGCGCCUGCGAGUCCGCGGCCGGGACUGCUGUGCCCUUUGUGGCGGCGGCGCUGGCGCGGGCGGAGGCCGCUGCCGUGGAGGAGCUUCAGCGCGGAGACGGUUGACGACGCCUUGAGCCUUGAAGAGCCGAAGUGGUGUCAUCCUCGAGGACUCUCAAGGACUUCGACAAGAAAAGCCACGUGAGGCACCAAGAAUGGGGAAGCCAGCGACCAGAAGCACAAGCUGAGAUGUGGCAGGCGAAAGGACGUGAGCGGCGCAAGGGACACUUUUGGGUCUUAUGGGUGUGUCUGUUGUUGAGGGUAUCCUUUU